This is a messenger RNA of [Torrubiella] hemipterigena, 1543 nucleotides long. The record is from the annotation of a GenBank genome assembly. Lineage: Eukaryota; Fungi; Ascomycota; Sordariomycetes; Hypocreales; Clavicipitaceae.
UGAAACCCGUUUCCUUUUCCGCAUUGCCGCAGACUGGGGUGGUCAAGCGGCCUGCCCCACCAAGCUCAGUGAGCGUGGCUAUUUUGUUGGUGGUAAAUGAACCCAGUGCCAGGCGGGCGGGCGAUGAUGGGAACCCCGCCAUGGCCGUCUCCUAAAGAAAAUCUGCACCCCUCCUUGUUGCAGCACCAGUUCUUGUUUUUCUACAACAUUGUUUUCUACAACAAAAAAAUCACAAUCCGUUAAAAUGGCCGCUCGCAAGGAAUACUCUCUUCUCUGCCUUGAGAACCCUCUUCUCGACAUCCAGGCUGUCGGCAACCAGGAGCUUCUCGACAAGUACGGCCUCAAGGCCAACGAUGCUAUUCUCGCUGAGGAGAAGCACCUUCCCCUCUACGAGGAUCUCCUCAACAACUACGAGGCUAAGCUGAUUGCUGGUGGUGCCGCCCAGAACAGUGCCCGUGGUGCCCAGUACAUCCUCCCCGAGAACAGCGUUGUCUACCUCGGCGGUGCCGGCGAGGACAAAUACUCUGCCAUUCUCCGCGAUGCCGUCAAAGCUGCUGGCCUCCGUGUCGAAUACCGUGUCGACCCCAACAUCAAGACUGGCCGUUGCGGUGUUGUUAUCACCGGCGACAACCGCAGUCUCUGCACCGACCUUGGCGCCGCCAACCACUACGAUGUUGACCACCUGAAGAAGCCCGAGAUCUGGACCCUCGUUGAGAACGCCGAUGUCUACUACAUUGGUGGCUACCACUUCACCGUCUGCCCUGCCGCCAUUAUGGAGCUUGCCAAGCAGGCUGCCAACAACAACAAGAUCUUCGUCUUGUCUCUCUCUGCCCCCUUCAUUCCCCAGUUCUUCAAGGAACCCGUCGAUGCCAGCGCCCCCUACUGGGAUUACAUCAUUGGUAACGAGACCGAGGCUGCUGCUUACGCCGAGGCUCACGGCCUUGCUUCCAAGGAGCCCAAGGACGUUGUCCAGCACCUUGCCAACCUUCCCAAGGUCAACGAGAAGAGAAAGCGUGUUGCCAUCAUCACCCAGGGCACUGAGCCCACCCUUGUUGCCGUCCAGGGUGAGGAGGGUGUCAAGGAGUUCCCCGUCCACGCUAUUGACAAGAAGCUCAUCAACGACUGCAACGGUGCUGGUGAUGCCUUUGCCGGUGGUCUCUUGGCCGGUAUUGUUGAGGGCAAGUCUCUCGAGACUUCCAUUGACAUGGGUCAGUGGCUUGCUAGACUCAGCAUCCAGGAGUUGGGUCCUUCGUACCCCUUCCCUAAGCAGGCUUACUCUGCUUAAAUAACAAAUUAAGCAAAUCAUAAUACUGCGUGAUCCCGCUUUUGGGAGCGCAUUCACCGUGAUAGACACGGCUCGGCGUUGAGGGCAAAAGAUUUGGGAAACGGUUUCAACAACGGCGUUUUGCAUCUACGACGGGCAUACGAGGCAGAUUUCGUCCUCUUGAUAUUGACUGCAUAUUGCAAAAGUAUCCUCCACGAUACUCAAUUGAUUUUAUAAUUAACUAUAUAACAAUCAAAUUUGACCAACCAUGGCACCUGU